CGCCCACCGCCGGCCGGCCGCGCCCGCACGCCCGGGGCCUUCCGGCUGGCGUGAGAAGGGGAAGGACGCAAGGCCACGCCUCGGGCCUGCGAGCCCCGUGCGAGAGGGAAGCCGGGCCGGAGGGGCGGGCGCCCACCCGCCCGGGCGGUGUUCCAGGCCCCGGGCUGCGGCUCGCGCCCAGACCUCACUGACUCGCAGGGCGAGGCCGCUUCGUCCGUGAUGUCAUAGGCCCUUAGUCUGGUCCCUGUCCGAGGAGCCCGGGCCCCCGCGCCCGCGAAGUGCGCCCUCGGCCGUGCUCUUCCAGGGAACUGACCGGACGGGCCUCGGAACCGCAUACUUUUCCUUUAGAGAAGCCGCCAGCCCACAUCCCAAAGUUAGGACGGGAAAACGAAGUCGGUGUUCACUCGGAUAAUUACGGGAAAGCCCGGUUUUAAGAAACGAGUGACAAAAGGGUGGGGUGAAGAGAGGAGGGACUCGUACUCAAGAUGUGGGGCGUUAUUUUCAGGCUCUUCCCUUUGAGCCCAUGGUACUGUAUGGACAAGGGUAGAAAACCGGUCGGCAAGGAGUUCGGUUCAGCUCCGAAACCGAGCAGGCGCAGGCCCUCGUAAAGGCCGCACAAAGUGGAGACGCACUAAGUGGUGCCGGGAGGCGUCCGAGUGAAAGCUCCCGGCGGAGCGCGACGCUUAAAGCCUCGAGCCGUUGGCGCGGCCGGCAGGACCGAGUUACACUCGGAACGUAGUUUCCGCGAGCGCAGUUUUCCCGCCGGAGUCGGACCGGGAGGCAGCCUCCCCUCCUGCGCAGGCGCAGAGCCUCAUCAGGGCAUGGAAGUGGUGGGGCUGUUGUGCUUGGCGGCGGCAGUCCUGGCAUGGGGAUUCGUCCGGGUCUGGGACGUCUGGGACCUCUGGGAGCGAAGGAAGAGCCAGGAGCAGGCUGGCCUGCUGGGAGGCGGAACCCGGAGCCUCUUGGUGAUCGCGCACCCCGACGAUGAGGCCAUGUUCUUUGCUCCCACUAUCCUAGGCUUGGCCCGCCUGAGGCACCGGGUGUCCCUGCUCUGCUUCUCUGCAGGAAAUUACUACAAUCAAGGGGAGAUUCGUAAGAAAGAACUUCUGCAGAGCUGUGAAGUCUUGGGGAUUCCACCCUCCAGUGUAAUGAUUAUUGACCACAGGGACUUCCCCGAUGACCCGGGCGUGCAGUGGGACACACAGCGGGUGGCCGACAUCAUCCUCCGGCACAUAGAGGACAACGGCAUAAACCUGGUGGUGACUUUCGACGCGGGGGGAGUGAGCGGCCACCGCAACCAUGCUGCUCUGUACGCAGCCGUGAGGGCCCUGCACGCAGAAGGGAGGUUACCUAAAGGGCACAGAGCAGGCGGAGGCGGGCCGGGAGUCCCAAGGCCUUUCACCCCUCCCAUCUGUGACAACGGUGGCCCAAGAGCAGCUUUGGCGCCAUGGCAUCACCAGGCAACUGCGCGGGCGGCGCUGCCCUGGCCCGAGCCCCGGGGCGGGUGGGGACUCGGGAGGUGUGCCUGGGAGCAGCUCGGCCCCCUGCCCUCUCCCCGCAGGGUGCUCCGUGCUCACGCUCCAGUCAGUGAGCCUGCUGCGCAAGUACCUGUCCCUGCUGGACCUGCCCUGCUGCCUGCUGCGCGCCCCGCAUGUCCUCUUCGUGCUCAGCCGCGGAGAGGUGGCCCAGGCCCAGAGAGCCAUGUCCCGCCACCGCAGCCAGCUGCUCUGGUUCCGCCGCCUCUACGUGCUCUUCUCCCGCUACAUGCGUAUCAACUCUCUGCACUUCCUCUGAGCCUCCAAGGGCUCUCAGAUCCCGGGACCCAGGAGGGAGCUGGGGCCUCGGUGGGAGCUGGCUCACCCCACUGCCUGGAGACCCCGGCGAGGCGGUGCGUCCUGAGUUCGUGGCCGCGCUGGUCCACCUCUCGUAAAAACGAGCCAGCGGGCUGUCCGAGCCUGAGCUGCUUCCUCUGGGAACAGAACCACAACAACCGAAAACAGACCCACCCAAGGAUAGUAGUAGCUACCCCGCUGGCUUCUCACGUUUACGUGGUUCCAGGAUGUCCGUCAGGCCCCUGACAGACCCGUGAUUGUUACAAAUGACGGCCACGUGCUCUGAAACCCCUUCUUAGAGGUGAUGUAUUUUCGCAUUGUUUCCACAGCAGAUUCACCAGACAUGCACACACACACGAAAGCCCAGUCUCUACGGAAUCAGUUCAGCCGUAAUUCCUUUAUGUUCGUGGCCUACAUAUCUGACUGGCACCUAGGGAAUGUCUCCGUUUCACAUCACAGUCACUGACUGGGACCCCAAGGUCCUAUCCCUGAGCCCAGCACUUCGUGCAGAGACCCUCCUGACGUCCCCUGCCCUGAAGGGGCCUACGACCCAGCACCUCACUGUCAGUCCUCCGGGGGAAGCAAGAGAACCCUGGAGGUUUCCCAACACUCGGGGCCUCUGUCUUAACAUCGCGCUGCAGACACACGUGCCGUGAGGCGUCUGUCUGGCCUGGAAGCUCUUCCGAGUCCAGCCAACCAUCCAGGAAGCGGCCCUCGGCAGGUCCCUCUGGUCCCUUCGGGAUCUUAGGCACACAUGUUACCUAUUCAAAAAUAUUUUUAAAUCUUAGCGGUUAGAAAGAUGUACAGAAUUAGCAGUGGUAGCUGCUCCUGCGUGGUGGGACCUGACACUGACUUUCUGUUUCUUUUGUCUUACUGUAUAUUCUGACUAUUUUUUAAAGUAAAUUAAGUAGAAGUCCAGGUGGAAAAUGAAAAUAAACUAACAUUUUUAUUGA
Messenger RNA from Camelus dromedarius (Arabian camel), 2785 nucleotides. RefSeq names its product phosphatidylinositol glycan anchor biosynthesis class L (gene PIGL). The record is from RefSeq and is a predicted model, not a curated record. The transcript is spliced from 7 exons. The coding region runs from base 822 to 2078 and encodes 418 amino acids. NCBI's taxonomy places the organism in Eukaryota, Metazoa, Chordata, Mammalia, Artiodactyla, Camelidae. Gene Ontology annotation, molecular function: N-acetylglucosaminylphosphatidylinositol deacetylase activity. Gene Ontology annotation, biological process: GPI anchor biosynthetic process. Gene Ontology annotation, cellular component: endoplasmic reticulum.